AUUAGCGGAACCUAGCUCGGAUAUUCUGUACGAGGCACAUUUUUUUUGUUAUUCCUAUUUAUGUGUAAGUUUGUCGGGAGAAAGGAACUUUCUUUUAGUCAAUUUAUUAUUUGGAAAGACAUUAUUAUAAAAUGGUCAGAGAAUCGCGGCAUCUCUGGGUGGGAAAUCUACCAGAGACAGUUCGCGAAGAACAAAUUCAAGACUAUUUUUCAAGAUAUGGGCGAGUAGAGAAAGUAAAGCUUCUGGCUAAAACUAGUCCUGAUGGUGGACGGGCUGCCUUUGUUGAUUUUGUGGAUAUUCGUUCGGCAACAAAAGCCAACGAAGCACAAAAUCGCAUGGGAGAAAGAGAUUUAAGAACUAAUUACAAUGAACCUGGAGCUAAAAACUUAAUGGAUUUUAGAGGUCAUGCAAUGCAUAGAAUUCACGGAACAUACCCGUCUGGAAUUGGCAACCAACCUGUUGUUAUAUAUGCAGCAGCACCAGGAGAUCAUUUGAUUCAUUCACAAGCUUAUCGUCCUUUAUACCAUCGAGAAGAAAAAAGAGUAUCUACAUAUACACCACUAAAGCGAGAUAAAAGUCCAGGUCGUAGUAGUCUCUCAGAUGGCAGUCCCAGUGUUAAGCGUUCACGCGAAUAUUCAAGUGAUUAUAUUGAUAGUGAUGACAAUUCAGUACGAUCAAGUUCCGUUAUUAUUAAAAAUCUUUCUAGAAAUACAGAUUCUGAGUUGGAAGAAGGAAUAUAUCAUGAAUUUCGUAAGGCUGGUGAAAUAACAAAAAUCAAGAUCAAGGGAACAGGAGCUGAUCGUUAUGCAAUCGUAAAAUUUUCGAAACCAGAAGAAGCCGAAAAAGCUACUCAUAGUACUGGAAGACUUUUUCAAGGGCAAACAAUACGUGUGUUAAUUCGUGGCAAUAAGAAAUCACGUAAUCACUCUCCAGAAAAAGACGAUCUUGCAUUUGAUCCACAUGCUACUAGAACUGUUUUUGUUGGUAAUAUAGAAAAAACUAUGAUGCAUGGUGAACUGAGAAGUAUAUUUGAAAGAUUUGGAGAUGUUGUUGAUGUUGAUAUUAAAAAAAUGCAAACAGGACAAACAACAUAUGCAUUUGUGCAGUAUAUAGAUAUUAAUGGUGCUAUGUUUGCAAAACGUAAAAUGGACAGAGAAUAUAUUGGGCAUACCAUUGUUAAGAUUGGUUAUGGACGUGGAACACCUACUAAUUGUUUGUGGAUUGGUAAUCUUCCUACUAAUGUUGUUGAUCAUCAGCUUUCUAAAAUAUUUCAUCCAUUUGGCUAUGUUCAACACUGUCUAAUUGAUAAAAGGUUUUGGCAGGCUCUUAUUCGUUUUGAAACAAUUGAAGCUUGUACACAUGCUUUUGCUGAAAUGCACGGAAAGCAUUUUCAAGGGAAACGCCUUGCUGUUGAUUAUGCUAGUCCUGCUUGUCGUGAUGGAUUUUAUCGGCGUAUGGAAGAAGAUGGUCAACUAGAUCGACGUCAACUAGAACCUUCUCCUACUCCUCCUGAUGCUCAUAUUAACUUUCAAAAUGUUGCUAGAGGAGGAGCAUUUCAACCUCGAGGUAACAACUAUGUUUUUAAAUCUUAUGCUGCAUCAGGUGACUCCCGAUCAUAUGCUGAAUACCACCCUGAGUUUGGUUAUGAAAAAGGAGAAAGAGAUAUGUAUGGAAGAGAUAAAGAACGACCACGUGGAUAUUCUCCCAUGUCUCAUGGAAGCAAUUCUCCUAAACAUUUGUACUCUCCUAAACAUACUUUAUCACGUGAAUCUAUAAGCCCUGUUAGUAGUUUAGGGUUUUAUGACCGCAAAUACCGGAAUGAAGAGAGAAAGAGAAAACAUAAUUAUUUAAGCUCACCUGUACAUGAAGGUCAUGCUAAGAAAAAAGAAAAGCGCAAAAAAAAAGACAAAAAAGAGAAACAGGAUAAAGAUAUUGAGUUUGGAUACCCGCCAGUAGGUAUUACUUCUCCUCCUUUAAAAUCUUUGAAAGAUGCUAAAAGGGAGAAGAAAGAAAAAAAAAAAAAAGAUAAAGUUCGUAGAAAAUCAGAAAGAAAACAGAAAAAAAUUCUGAAGUUGAAAAAUCUACAAGAAAAAUUGAAUCUUAAUGAACCAGGUGUUGAUGGAGUUCUUAGUAUGUCUCUGCAAAAUAUUAAACCAGAGCAUAAUUUCACUGCAAAUGAUAGAUUACAUAACAAAGAUACUGAACAAAUGAAAUUAGGUGAAAUUAAGCAAGAAAAUGAUGUUGUUAAUGCUUUAGUGAUUAGUAAUUAUGAACAAGAUAAUAAUAAUGUGCUUGGUGGAACAAAAAUGGUUGCAGUUAAUAACAUGGAAACUUAUUCUUUUGAUAAAGAUCAAUUAUUUAAAACUGAACAAUGCAAUGAUAAGCAAGUUGUUGAUGAAAUCAAAAAAACAGUUGCAUCACCUGAAGAAGGAGAGUUAAAUGAAGAGGAUGGAAAAACUAGCAUCAACCAACUGGCUGGUUCUCCUAUCUCUCAAGAUAAUACUACUAAUAAUGUCAUAAAGUAUACAGCAAGAUUACAACCUGUAGAUAAGGUUUUAUCCAGUAUCCCAGCAACAAAUAAAGUUAAAGUAGAAGUUCAAAGAUCCUCUUAUAAUGAAGAAUCUUCAGAUUCAAGUGAUUGCACAUCAUCAGAUAGUGAUUCUUCCGACAGUUCUGAUGACUCUGAUAAUAAAAAACUUAAUUAUAAGCGGCAUUCAUGUCUUCGUGAAGAUAAAAAAGUUUUUGAUAAAGCAAGAGAACCAAAAGCAUACAGACAAAGUAAUAGAGAUGAUUUUGAUCGACGUGAGCAUCGUGCUGAGCGUGACAGAGAAAAAGAAUAUCAUCGAUCAAAGUAUUCAAGUUCUGAUUCUAUUCGUAGAAGUCCUAGUAGAAGUGUAAAAAGCAAGUCUCCUAAUAGUUCACCAGGAUGUUAUCUCAAACGUGAUAACUCAUAUGAUAAAAAAAAUGUUCGUAGUCCUUAUAGUAAAUCUCCUCUUCAUUCUUUGGAGCGAAAAGAUCAUUAUGAUCAACAUAGCAGAAGAACUCAUACACCUCCACCUCCACCUCCGCUAAUUGAUAAAGUUAAACAUCCUACUUCCAUUGUAAGUAAUGGACAAAUUGCUUACUCUAGGGAAAAUGUAUUACCAUCUAGUAGUACUGCUUCACAAAGUGCUGACACAUUGAUGGAUUUACUAAGAAGGUAUCCAGUGAUGUGGCAAGGUCUUCUUGGUUUAAAGAAUGACACAGCUGCUGUUCAAAUGCAUUUUUUGUCAGGCAAUGUACGCAUUGCAGAAUCUUCUUUACCACGAGCUGCUCAACCUAAUGAAGUCCCUCCAACUUUAAGAAUUUCUCAGCGAAUGAAACUGGAGACAUCUCAGUUAGAAGGUGUUGAUAAAAGAAUACAGUUAAUAAAAGAGCAUUGUAUGUUGCUAGCAUUACCUUGUGGGCGUGAUCCUCUUGAUGUUCAUGCGCAAACUCGAGCAUUGAAAACAGGUUUUAUAACAUACUUACAGCAGAAGCAAGCUGCUGGAAUAGUUAACACAGCUAUACAAUCAAAACAGACAACUUUCGUCAUCCAUAUAUUUCCGCCUUGCGAAUUUGCUCAAGGUCAUUUAGCUCGUGUCGCUCCAGAUCUCCUAAACAGUGCCGCUGACAGUGGCCAUUUAAUGGUGCUUAUUUCACCCAUGUAGCUACAAAAUGAAAUGAAAUUCGUGCUAAUAUUUGUCGAACAAACCAGCUGAUGAAGCACUAAGAUUAUUUUUGUACCUUAGCUCAUAGUAAAUCAUUUUGUAUUGACGCUCUAAUUUGCUUUACCCUAUCAGGUACUUGGAUAAGCUGCUUCAAUACGUUGAUUGCCUAAAUUGACAAACAAUCAGUUAGUUGCAUAAAGAAACCACUACAAUCUUAUUUUUAAAUAUGUUUGUAUAUACUUAAGACAUAAGACAGCACAUUGUAUUAUAUUUUGCGUUGAUUAUACUUUUUAUAUA
Hydra vulgaris (swiftwater hydra) is the source of this 3986-nucleotide messenger RNA. RefSeq names its product msx2-interacting protein. Gene Ontology annotation, molecular function: RNA binding. The record is from RefSeq and is a predicted model, not a curated record. NCBI's taxonomy places the organism in Eukaryota, Metazoa, Cnidaria, Hydrozoa, Anthoathecata, Hydridae.